CUCCCAGAGACGGUGCCAGUUCAGUGCAACAUGGCUGCGCGGGACGCACGAUUAGCAAUUGCAUUACUAGAUUUGCUUUCUUCAUCAUCAUCUAGCAGUGAUGAAGUAUUAAAAAAUCCACGGAAAAUUCCGAAAAUCAAAAAUUUUGUUCAGGUGGUGCAUAACUUAACGGAUAAAGAUGGACCACGUUAUUUUUACGUUCAUGCAGAGCUGCCAGGCGGGCCGGGUUGCCCCUCCAGUCCUUCUCACGAACAAGUUGUAAAAGCGCGGAUCCCGAGUAAAAAUGAAUAAAUACUUUGUUUGUUUAUAAUAAAUAAUAAUUAUAAAGUUUAUUUUGUUUAAAAAUUAGAUUAUAAUUGCAAAUUUGUAAUAUAAUUGUAUAA
Solenopsis invicta (red fire ant) is the source of this 383-nucleotide messenger RNA. RefSeq lists its product as uncharacterized. The coding region runs from base 31 to 291 and encodes 86 amino acids. NCBI's taxonomy places the organism in Eukaryota, Metazoa, Arthropoda, Insecta, Hymenoptera, Formicidae. The record is from RefSeq and is a predicted model, not a curated record. The transcript is spliced from 2 exons.